AUGGAGGAUUUAAUUGCUCGACUGGAAAUCGAUCGCAACGGCAACGGAGCCGUCAUAUUUGCGUACGCCUUCACAAAUGGUCGGCGCCGGUCGUCAGCCCGCUAUUUACAAGACGUGAUCUGGGAAUCACAUUACGGCCCGAUUCCCGAUCGCAUGCGAGUCGUGCACCGAAAUUACAUAUCGAUGGACAACCGUUUGGACAAUCUGUGUGAUCACGGGCGGCCGCUGCGGAUGAACACCAUGUUGUCGGAGACCGCCUGCGUAUUGAUUUUAGUGCCCGCCGGCGACGCCUACUUGUGGUACAACAGCCUCUGGCGGACGCAUAACUCAUCCAAUAAUAAACAACAUCCGCCGCACUCGCAGUCCACCGGCGCCCCCGUGACCAUCGCCGCCACCACAACCGAACAGCACCUGAGCCUAUACUGGGCCGCAAUCCAACAGUUGCCUCCCGAACACCUUCACAAUGAAGUGAUUAUUAACUUGUUUGUUAAAAAAAUUUAA
Messenger RNA from Medioppia subpectinata, 501 nucleotides. Lineage: Eukaryota; Metazoa; Arthropoda; Arachnida; Sarcoptiformes; Oppiidae. The record is from the annotation of a GenBank genome assembly.